Molecule: messenger RNA, 2860 nt
Organism: Cylicocyclus nassatus
Lineage: Eukaryota; Metazoa; Nematoda; Chromadorea; Rhabditida; Strongylidae
Source: the annotation of a GenBank genome assembly
AUGUCGCAACGAGAGGGGUUGAAAAAACCGUUUGAAGAGCUAAAUGGAACGAGACAAAACUCACAAGCGCCAGUAAAGAAUCGUUAUUUUGACGGUUUUGCGUCAAAAAUCAGAAAGGGUGUAAUGUCGAAUCACCUCUCGCAAACGCAGUGCCUUGCGCCACCACAGUUGCCCACGUUCGGUGCCGUUACCCCGCUCUCGUUCCAACAGCAGUGCUAUAUUUCCACAUCGAGCAUGAUGCAGCCGAAUACCACCUAUCCGUCGCUGAACACCACAUCGCCCUCGACGGAUUCGCUGUUUUCGGUGUCGACGUCGCUGAACUCCAUUCCAUCCGAAUGUCCACCACGUCGUAGUGAUCUCGACUUGAAAAUAGACAGCCCUAAUGGCGAUGACAACGAUGAUUUCUUCGACUUGGAAAAACAUCAAAAAGCUCGAUCGGCUUCGUUUGGUGGUAUGACGCAAUACGGUAGCCAACUGGCCAUGGCUAGGCAAGGACUGUUUGCACCUUCGUUGGACACCAUCGGUAGUGUCGCCAGCGGGCUCUACGAUAGUGGCGAAAAUCUGAACGGUAGACUUGGCGCCACUUCGGUGGCAUCUAGCGGUUUGCUACACAGUCCCGAUGGCAAUAACACAUUUUCACCGAGUAGCUGCAACAUGUCGUCACCAGUGAUGAACGAUCAAAUUGCGCAAAAUGGUGGCAACGAUGGUAGCGAUGGUGUAGCCGGUGCCGGUGCGAAAAAAUCAACUACCCGGCGUAAUGCUUGGGGUAAUCUCAGCUAUGCGGACUUAAUCACUCAGGCUAUCAUGCAAAGCCCCGAGAAACGGCUUACAUUGUCUCAGGUCUACGAAUGGAUGGUUCAAAAUGUGCCAUAUUUUCGGGACAAAGGCGAUUCGAAUAGUUCGGCUGGAUGGAAGAAUUCGAUUCGACACAACCUCUCAUUGCAUUCGCGUUUUAUGCGUAUACAAAAUGAAGGUGCAGGGAAAUCAUCAUGGUGGGUGAUUAACCCGGAUGCAAAACCCGGACGAAAUCCACGACGAGUUCGAGCAUCGACAAUGGACACGACUAGCAAAGCAACCCUCAGCAAGAAACUGAAAGGUGCCCGAAAACGAAUCCACGAUAUUCGAGCUGUAGGUGGUCUGCAUAGUGGCGUGUCUAGCUUGGCUGGUUCACAGACGUCUAUCAUGUCACAUGACAUUUAUGGUGAUGAUGAAGCCAUGCAAGGCUCUUUUGAACCCAUGUUCCGUCCCCGAACCCAGUCGAAUUUAUCUGUGCCCGGAUCGUCGACAAGGGUUUCACCUUCGAUGGAGCACCCAUUCGACGAUUUUGAGUUCCCCAGCUGGGUGAAUGACGCGACCGCAGCCACCGCCGCAGCUGCGAACGCGGCAGCGAAUAAUCAUUCCGGGAACGGACCCAUCCCUACCGAUAUCCUUGAUCGGACCGACCAGAUGCGAAUCGAUUCGUGUCGGAUGAUGAACGGUGUGAAACAAGAACCAAAGUCCGUUAAGACGGAACCCUCCGUUGGACCACCACCAUCCUACCUCGAGCUGAGCAGUGUCCGUAACCAGUCACAGCUUCAAAAUCCAUUGCUGCGGACGCAGUUGGCUUCCGUGAAGUUUCCUAGUGCUGGACUUCCACUCCCGUACCAGACGUACUCGCCGUGGCCAACACACACUUCGUUGCUACCGCCGUCAUCAUGCGCUGCGGUUGCGCAAGCGAAUUCCGUGAGCGCAGCGGCUGCGUUGCCGUCGGAUCUCGAAAGUCUCACACUGCCCGAUCAGCCGUUAAUGGAUUUCGAAGUCGAAUCACUAUUACGACACGAACUUUCGCAAACCACCGAUCACCGCCUGAAUUUCGACAAUCUCUGAGUGCCGUGCACCCGCGUCGCGUCGCGUGUUCGUUAGGCCCCGUACUGCGGCGAGAACUCGUCCCCCUCAUUGUUCUUUGUGCUAGUUGUCUGUGGUAUAAAUCGAACCCCCGAAAUACGCCCCGAAUGAAUUCACCUUGACAUACACACACUUCCAAAUUGAUGUGUUUUGCCUUCGAAGAUUUUUCAUUUCAGUGUGCGCAUAUGUACGAUGUGUUAUAUUCCUUAAUUCUUUCGUCGUUUUACUUCUUCUGGCCGCUCGCGCCACGCGCCGCAUAGGCGCGCGUGCGUACGAGUCUCCGCGGUUUCUUGUACAUGAGAAUUGUCCGAUUUGUUCUUGUCCCAUCAAUGUGUGCAUGUUUUUUUUCGGCCCUGUUAUUUUUUUCGCGUACGCGUCCCCCCACUUCUCCCCAUGCUGACAAAUCCACCUCCUCAUCCUCCCACACAAACGAGUCGUUGAAGAUUUCUAUUAUUUGAGUUGAUUAUGUUUUUUUGUUUUCAUCUUUUUCCUCUCUCUUCUUUGUACGAUGUUUUCGGAUAAUAAUGGGCUACCUCGCAGUUGUUGCUAUUGUGAUGAUAUCUUGCUGAUCGCCAGCAGCCGGGUAUGCAAUCGCCCCCUCUCCUCUUCAAUUCUAUUCACUCUCGCUGACUCGCUCUCAAACCCGGCGCGACUCGCGCCCCCGCUCUUCUCUCACCCCCCGCUCUAAACCCACACAUCCAAACACCGCCGCCGCCGCCAGGUAGAUGCAUUUUCUUGUACAUAUAAAGCCCGCACCACUUCCCAGUUUCUUUUUUCGUUUAUCUGUUCUAUCUCGCUUUGUUAGAAGAUUACUAUAUAUGUUAUGUAUCAUAAUGAAACAUAAAAGUCGAGGGAUAUGCUGCAAGAUUGAACACAAAAUUUUCAGAUUUUGCGUCAAAUCCAGCGCAAAUCUGUAGUUUUGCGUGAAAUUGUGUGUUUUCAUUGCGCAAAUCCUUGUUGUUGUAGAUCCUGACCG